UCUCGCCUCCUCCUCAUUUCAGCCCUGCUGCUCGAGCUGGAAGGACGGUAUCAGAGUGUCUCCAGAAUCAGAAAAAGUCGUCCUCCUAUCAAAGCUUCAAGAUGCGACAGGUCCCAAUGGAGCCGUUGAUUGUGACUCUCCUGACAAUAAGCCUACAUGGCGCGGCAGCAGUGACUCACUCUCUGAAGUAUUUCUACACUGGAUCUACUGGAGUCCCAAACUUCCCAGAGUUUGUGGUUGUUGGGUUGGUUGAUGAAGUUCAGAUAGAUCACUAUGACAGUAACACCAGGAGAGCAGAACCUAAACAGGACUGGAUGAGCAAAGUCACAGAAGAGUAUCCUCAGUACUGGGAGAGGGAGACUGGCCAUCGUAUGGCGUCCCAGCAGUGGUUCAAAGCCAACAUUGAAGUUGUAAAGCAGCGCUUCAACCAAACUGGAGGUGUCCAUAUUUUCCAGAGGAUGUACGGCUGUGAAUGGAAUGAUGAGACUGACGAGGUUAAAGGUUAUGAUCAGUUUGGUUAUGAUGGAGAAGACUUCAUAUCAUUUGACCUGAAGACGGAGAAAUACAUCGCUUCAAAACAACAGGCUGUCAUCACCAAACACAAGUGGGAUAAUGACACAGCUUUGAUAGCAGUGUAUUUAAACUACCUCACCCAGAUUUGUCCUAAGUGGCUGAAGAAGUAUGUGAACUAUGGGAGGAGCUCUCUGCAGAGAACAGAGCUUCCCUCAGUGUCUCUCCUCCAGAAGACUCUCUCCUCUCCAGUCAGCUGCCACGCUACAGGUUUCUACCCUGACAGAGCCACACUGUUCUGGAGGAAAGAUGGAGAGGAGCUUCAUGAGGACGUGGACCUCGGAGAGAUCCUCCCCAACCACGAUGGAACCUUCCAGAUGAGUGUUGACCUGAACCUUUCAUCAGUCCCACCUGAAGACUGGACGAGGUACGACUGUGUGUUUCAGCUCUCUGGUGUGAAGCACGACCUCGUCACCAGACUGGACAAAGCAGUGAUCAGGACCAACAGAGAGCUUCCCUCAGUGUCUCUCCUCCAGAAGACUCCCUCCUCUCCAGUCAGCUGCCACGCUACAGGUUUCUACCCUGACAGAGCCACACUGUUCUGGAGGAAAGAUGGAGAGGAGCUUCAUGAGGACGUGGACCUCGGAGAGAUCCUCCCCAACCACGAUGGAACCUUCCAGAUGAGUGUUGACCUGAACCUUUCAUCAGUCCCACCUGAAGACUGGAGGAGGUACGACUGUGUGUUUCAGCUCUCUGGUGUGAAGGACGACCUCGUCACCAGACUGGACAAAGCAGUGAUCAGGACCAAUAGAGAGAAAGAGAAGCCCACUGACAUGACCGUCCCCAUCAUCGCUGCAGUGGUUGUUCUUGCUCUCGUCCUCAUCGCUGUGGUUGGAGUCGUCAUUUAUAAAAAGAAGAACGCCAAACGCCCUCCAUCUCCUGUAAACAACGCUGAGGUCUUGGAGGAACUGAAUCCAGGAUCCUAAAUGAUGAACACACCAGCCUGCACACAGUUUAUGGAUACAUUCUGCACUGGAUCAAGGAGCGGUGCCACAUUCUCCUCCGUCAACUGGGAAUUCAUUGGUUAUUCUUCAUUCAUAUCAUAAACUGGU
Molecule: messenger RNA, 1622 nt
Organism: Sebastes umbrosus (honeycomb rockfish)
Lineage: Eukaryota; Metazoa; Chordata; Actinopteri; Perciformes; Sebastidae
Product: major histocompatibility complex class I-related gene protein-like
Exons: 10
Coding region: 102-1496 (464 amino acids)
Biological process (GO): immune response
Cellular component (GO): external side of plasma membrane
Source: RefSeq, a predicted model, not a curated record